Messenger RNA from Panicum virgatum (switchgrass), 1087 nucleotides. RefSeq names its product nifU-like protein 2, chloroplastic. Gene Ontology annotation, cellular component: mitochondrion; chloroplast stroma. Lineage: Eukaryota; Viridiplantae; Streptophyta; Magnoliopsida; Poales; Poaceae. The record is from RefSeq and is a predicted model, not a curated record. The transcript is spliced from 4 exons. The coding region runs from base 123 to 806 and encodes 227 amino acids. Gene Ontology annotation, molecular function: iron ion binding; iron-sulfur cluster binding. Gene Ontology annotation, biological process: iron-sulfur cluster assembly.
GCCAGUAGCCUCAACGAGGAGAGCUCCACACGGUUCCACCCACCCCCGAAUCUUCUCCGGUCUCCUGCCAAGAACCGCGCGCAACAAGACCCACCACGCUUCUCCUCUCCAAGACUCCAACGAUGCAGGCGGCGGCGGCGGCGGCAGCUGUGGCGUGGGCGCCGGGCCCAUCGCCGUCCACCUCCUCCUCCUCGCCUUCCCCCUUCAGGGUGGGGGUUGCGUCGACGGCCGUGCCGGCUUCUUCCGCGCCCAGGAUGGUCGCCGUGUCCGCGCCCCUGGGUCGUCGGCGGCGGCGGCAAGCAGUGGUUCAAGCUGUUGCCAACCCAGACCCUGCGAUUGAGCUGCCGCUGACUGCUGAAAAUGUUGAGAUGGUGUUGGAUGAAGUAAGGCCAUAUCUUAUGGCAGAUGGAGGAAAUGUUGCACUGCAUGAGAUUGACGGGAAUGUUGUGAGGUUAAAGCUGCAAGGAGCAUGUGGCUCAUGCCCGGCUUCAGUAACAACGAUGAAGAUGGGUAUCGAGCGACGCUUGAUGGAGAAAAUACCAGAGAUUGUAGCAGUUGAACCCAUCGCUGAUGAGGAGACUGGGCUUGAGUUGACCCAAGAGAACAUCGAAAAGGUACUUGAUGAGAUUAGGCCGUACCUUGCUGGCACAGGAGGUGGUGAGCUCGAGUUUGUUGCAAUCGAGGAACCUAUUGUCAAGGUUAGGCUUACAGGACCAGCUGCUGGUGUGAUGACUGUUCGAGUUGCCCUUACUCAGAAGCUCCGAGAAAAGAUCCCUAAGAUUGCAGCAGUCCAGCUAUUGUCAUAAGCCUAUAAAGUUUAGAAUCCAGCCAGCUCCAUCUAUCUACAGUGUAAAUGUGUUUGCAAUAAUCUUCAAAAAGAAGUUGUAACGUGUAGGCACCUGAAGAGUAUGUGGCUCCACUUCAGCUAUUAACAAUGACCAUCAAUACGGAAUGUUGUAAGCAUGUUUUUUUUCGUACUUACAGCCAUGUUUUGCGCUCUGUAUGUAUUCAGUUCAGUUUUUACUAAAUGGUAAUGUCCCCUCUCCAUAUUGAGUUAUUGACAACUAUUGUGUGCAGUGCAGCAAAA